UGCAAUGCACGAAGGCUCUGUUCACAAGGAGUUUCUGAAAGAAUGCCUUCAUAUGUUCGAAAGCCUUACCGUUCUUGGGUGCCCACGGCAGCCUGCUUGCAUUCGCGGAUUCUCCUUGACCAUUCGGUCGAUUAUGCUGAUUUGUGAGCACCUGACAUCUGAGUAUGGUUUCAGAUACUUCCUGACUCGCCAUCUCAACCAAGAUGCACUCGAAAACACAUUCUCCGUAAUAAGGUCAAAGUCUGGUGCGAACGCCAAUUCCUCUUGCCGGCAGUUUCAGGCAGCCUUUAGACAUCUCCUAGUUAGCAACUUGUUUAAACUGUCUGACAAGAGCAACUGCGAAGAGGACAUGGCAACUCUUUUAGCGGCUCUUCCGGUUGGUUUCUCAGCUCCCUCAGCUUCACAUAGUCUAGGAAGCUCACUUCCACGAUGUGCAGCUGACCUCACAUCCUCUAGUUAUCCCACUUCAUUAUCACUUAACAACAUGGUUUACUUUGCUGGAUGGCUUGUAACAAUGUUUAUCAAAUAUCACACAUGUCAAAACGUGACUCAGCAAUGUGAAUUGCAAAUCAAGAAUGCCACUUUUUCUGAUGACAGUCAAGUGUUGUUGUAUUUGAGUGUGAUAGGAACGGCUGAAGGAGACUUUGGAAGCCUCUCGGUCCCCUCACCUUGCUUUGUUUCUUUCGUUCAAGCUUGUGAGAAGGUUUUUGUGGCGUCAAUUGACAGUCUUGUUUUGAAAGAAGGCGUUGGGAAGGCGUUGUGCAUCACUCUUCGUGAGAAGGUCGAAAAGCUGCUGACACUCUGCAGUGAGGAUGUCUAUGGUGAUUUAUUUGCUUUGUUUACAAGGGUGAGGCUUCAUUGGUUCGCCCGUAAAAAAAUACUGAGUUCCUUGAUGCAGCUGUGAGACGCAAAACCCAGCAACGAGUCCAGAGGCUGUGCAGAUGAGACAUCACUUGCGUUAUGCCCACAGGAAGUCCCUUUAGUUUGUCUUACGUGUUGCAUUCAACGAUCACGCUGGCAUACCGGAUUGUGCGAGUACAUACCUUUAAAUUAUCACACGCUUUGCCGAAACUGUCUACUGCGAUGACCAAAUGAAUCUAUCAUACUUUAAAUAAAGUAUAAAAGUUUGUUUCGCAUGCUCAGACAGUGCAAUCAACGUAUAGGUUCAGCUAGAUGAACUUGAAUUUUCAAUGAAUCAAUAUCAAAAUUUCAGUGUCACAGCAUGCAAAACUAAUUUUUUCGUUCUAAGUAAAAUAUGUUAGAUUCAUUCGACCCUCGCUGUAUAGUGCUAG
Messenger RNA from Ixodes scapularis (black-legged tick), 1292 nucleotides. RefSeq lists its product as uncharacterized. The coding region runs from base 5 to 904 and encodes 299 amino acids. The transcript has a single exon. Lineage: Eukaryota; Metazoa; Arthropoda; Arachnida; Ixodida; Ixodidae. The record is from RefSeq and is a predicted model, not a curated record.